Messenger RNA from Cucurbita moschata (crookneck pumpkin), 1078 nucleotides. Its product is annotated as adenine phosphoribosyltransferase 3-like. The transcript is spliced from 6 exons. Bases 98 to 646 code for a protein of 182 amino acids. NCBI's taxonomy places the organism in Eukaryota, Viridiplantae, Streptophyta, Magnoliopsida, Cucurbitales, Cucurbitaceae. The record is from RefSeq and is a predicted model, not a curated record. Gene Ontology annotation, molecular function: adenine phosphoribosyltransferase activity. Gene Ontology annotation, biological process: adenine salvage. Gene Ontology annotation, cellular component: cytoplasm; cytosol.
UAUUUAAACCCAAAUCCCCUCUCUGUUUCUUCUGUCUCUUCGACCCAUUUCCCUUUCUUUGAGCUGCCGUCUUUCACCCACCCAUUAAGGGACAACAAUGUCAGCUUACAAAGACGAGGAUCCUCGAAUCCAUGGCAUCAGGACUAAGAUUCGUGUUGUGCCUAAUUUCCCUCAACCAGGUAUCAUGUUCCAAGACAUAACCACUCUGCUACUCGACCCCAAAGCAUUCAAAGAUACUAUUGAUUUGUUCGUCGAGCGAUUCAAAGGGAAGAACAUUUCAGUUGUUGCAGGAAUUGAAGCUCGAGGUUUCAUAUUUGGCCCUCCCAUUGCUUUGGCUAUUGGAGCAAAAUUUGUUCCUUUAAGGAAACCGAGGAAGCUACCUGGAGAAGUUAUUUCUGAAAAAUACACAUUAGAAUAUGGAAGUGAUUGCCUGGAGAUGCACGUUGGAGCUGUCAAACCACACGAACGGGCCUUAGUGGUGGACGACUUGAUUGCCACAGGUGGCACCCUUUGUGCAGCCAUGAAUUUACUUGAACGUGUUGGAGCUGAAGUAAUUGAAUGUGCUUGCGUCAUUGAAUUGCCAGAUUUAAAGGGUCGGGAGCGGUUGAACGGGAAGCCAUUGUUCGUGCUAAUAGAGUACCAUUAACUCGAGCCAAUGUGACAAAAACAAACCAUCAUCCCUUUCAACCUCUACCCCACACCAAGAAAGAAAGGAAAAGACAGGAGAAUCUGUUGAAAUGCCACUUUCACUGACCAAUGAUUUGGUAGUGAGUUUGGGUAGGAGCCUUAAAAUUCUAUCUUGUACACCAUUCAAUAGUGAAAAGGGGUAUUCUAAUAUAUAUGUUUGUAGCUGAACACUGUGCUCUUUUACCCUGUUUUUCUAGUUUGAAAACAAACUUAAUUACAAUAUUUCGAAUUAGAAAGUGUUUCAUUCAAUCAACACAACGUCGAGUUGAGUUUGGAUCGAGAACGAACGAAGGGAUGAUGAAUCUAAUUGGGUUGCUUUAAUGCAAAGAACUUUGGUUGAAAGAAAAGCAUGGAUGUGGAAUGUGAAGCUGAAGAUUAUAUGUUGUUUUAA